Apus apus (common swift) is the source of this 5161-nucleotide messenger RNA. RefSeq names its product KIAA0408 ortholog. The transcript has 6 exons. The record is from RefSeq and is a predicted model, not a curated record. The coding region runs from base 336 to 2417 and encodes 693 amino acids. NCBI's taxonomy places the organism in Eukaryota, Metazoa, Chordata, Aves, Apodiformes, Apodidae.
GAUGAUGCUGAACGGAACUGUUUUUCAGUUUGGAAAAGUUGCGGAGUUAUUCAAAGAGAGUUGCAAAUGCUGCCCCAGUUGAAAGGUUGUGUCUUGCUCAGCCUUCUUAUUUCUUUUAAAGAUCAAGAUACACAGAACUGGAUCAUGACUAGCUAUGCAUUUCAUUGCUUUCACUGCUGUUUAGAAAUGGACUGAAAAACUUCUAAAGGAUUUCUUAUUCCAUGAAAGCUCAAAUCCAUCACAAGUAAGACUUAUUCUGAAAAACUUCCAGGAAACAUUCAGGGAAGAAAGAAAAAAAGCAGAGCUAUCUUCUUACUGUUACACAGACUGUAACCAUGGACCUGCGUAAACAACUGGAGAAUACUGAGGUGAACUGGAAUAAAGAGAAGAUGGAAUUGCUGGAGAGAUUUGACAAUGAAAGGAAAGAAUGGGAAUGUCAAUGGAAGGUCAUGCAGAAGAAAAUAGAAGAGCUUUACCAGGAGGUAAAACUUAGAAGGGAGAGCAAUAUGAACAUCCAUGAUAGUAAGGUGUUUCAGAACAAGAUGCUGCAGCUGUCCAUGCAUUCCCCUACUUCAGAAGAGAGGAACACAGUGGAGCUGAACUGUCAACACAGUGUGGCAAAUGACAAGAUGGAAAAAGGGAGUUUGCUCAAUAAAACAGGACACGAAUGUAGAGAAACGAGAGCCAAGAACAGAAACAAUACUAUGUUGAUGGACAAUCUGGCCUUUGAGAACCAUGAGGAACCUGAAGACAGCUUCAGCAUCAACACUUCCAAGAAAAAUGCCAAGAAUUAUAUUGGAGAUCUCAACGUAGCUCUUAAAGAACUUGCCAGAGUCAGUGAAGAAUUAUGCAGCUAUCAAGAGGAAAUUCGAAAGAAGUCCAACCACAGAAGAAUGAAGUCACUUCCUUUCCUGGGGGAAUUUGAAGAAACAAAAAACACAGUUAUUCUGCCUGAGAUGAACCAUGUGUCCAGCAAUGAAGCACAGACUUCAGUUGCUUUUGAAACAGAGGAACACAAUAAUAGGAAGAAUCUGAUGAGUCCCACCAAGGAUUUGAAGGACAUGUCUUAUGGUAGUCUUACUGGUGGCAGAGGAACAGACUUCAGACCUUGGCAAAAGAAAGAAGCUCCACCAGUUCCUCCCCGGAGCACUUCUCGGCACCUAACAAACUCACUUUCUGCAGUUGUGCAGCUUUCUGAAGCACCAGUAAGAGAUCCAGGCAUCCAAAGUAGGAGUGGAAAUACACUGAUAAAUCCUUCCUCUAUAAACCAGAAGGAAACUGCAAUGGCCUGUGCAAAUGGAGGGCAGCCUGUAAAAGCUCCUGUGAUAGUGACUGCUGCAAUACCUGUGACCAAAAAUGAGUGCAAUGUACAAACAAGCUUCUGCCACAACACGUGGGCGUAUGAUGUGAGCAAACUUGGAAAAGACAACAAGAGUGAACCUUUCCCGCUGUCAGCCCAGAAGAGUUGUUCAGAUGGAAACAUGGCCCAAAGUAACAAGAUGCACCAGAACCAAAAUCCCAAGUCUCACAGCAUCCCUUAUUACAGUAAUGACUUUUAUGCCCCAACUACCCUGCAGAGUGAUCUUAGAGAUUUUAGGUAUACUUUGGGAAAGACCCAAAGAAAUGAAACUUUAGCAGCAAAGAUUGAUGAGUUUAACAGGACUGUGUUUCACACAGAUAAACAUAACAAUGCUUUGCAGGAAAACCAGGUGCCUAGAACAGCAACAGAAGAUCCCAAACCGUGCAGCUCACUGUGUGACUCUGCUAUUAACAGGCCAGAAACUGUAAAUACAUCUUGUGUUUCACAUCCCAAAUUCUCUGCAGUGAAGGAACAAGAAACCAGCAACCCCAGCAAAGCUGCCAGGAUGGCAGGGCAACAAAAGCAAACAAAUGGACUUCCAAAUACUAGUGGUUAUAGGCACAUGCUUCACGAGCAUGACUGGAGACCAAGUAAUUUAUCCGGUCGCCCGCGUUCAGCUGACUCAAGGUCGAACUAUGGUGUUGUUGAGAAGCUUUUGAAAAACUAUGAACAAUCAACAGCGACUUCUCCAUGUAAUGCAAAAUGCUGCAAAGAUAAGUGGACACAGGCAAAUUCUGAAUUCACCGAUGGGAGUUGUGAGACACUGAGUCAGUAUUUAGAAAUGCUCCAGAUUGAGCAAGGAAAGCAAGAAUUUCCAAGGAAUUCGGCCAGGCAUAUUGGGCAGCAACUCAAGCAAGGAAAAGAGAGACAGAAGUUACCAGAGAUAUCUGUGCCAGCUAAAUGUUCAAGUGGGAAGGGUUUCUCCCGGCCUGCACGGCCAGCAAAUCGACGCUUACCUUCCAGAUGGGCAUCCAGAUCACCAUCAGCACCGCCCACUGUGAGAAGAACAGCGUACAACUGCUCUGUCUCUUUUCGGUCAGAGACCUCAGUAGUCUGAACCCAGAGCUGGGUUGGAUGGUGUUGUGAAAGCUCUACACCUCAUCAUAACUGUGUUCGGUAUGUGUUAUAGUGACCAGUUCUACACUGUUGUAUCUUGUCCAAGAGUGACCCCCAUCACAUGCCGGACAAAGCAUUUUGAAUCUUAGGUCAUCAUCACCAUGGUCUUCAGUGUUUUUAUUGAGACAAAGCAACUAUACCCCGGGUUUUCUCUGUUUGUUUGUUUGGUUUUUUUUAUAAUAGCUCACAAGGGAUUUCUUUUGAAUGGCAUCUUCCUUAGUUUGCCAAUCAGUUUUGAGUUGAAAAAAUGUACAGUGCUGUAUAUUCUGACUCUUUGCAAGCAGCAGGACUUAAAGCUGUAUGCAUGAUCAUGUGUUUAUAGGUGCAUGUGUUGGACUAGGAAGUAUACAGGUCUGUAUUUAGAAGAGGCAAACUGUGCUAGUGUUGACAAUGAAAUUACAACCUAUAUGCCUACAUAUAUAUACUUUGUGUUUAUUUCAAAAAGUUUGAAAUAUACAGUCCUGAUGACAUUUAUAUUUUGUAUAUCUUUUACAUAGGUUCACAGGUGUAGUAUUUAAUGUACAAAAACUAAAUAUGCAUUUUUGUGACUGAUUGCAGAGAUAAUGCCUUGCACAAUAUGUAUCUGAAGCAGACUAGCUCGACUGAUUUGUCAGUCAUGCUUCAUGGCAUCCUCGUUCAGUUUCCUAACCUUUAUGAUGCUAGGUCAAAAUGCCCAAACUUAUUUUUUCUGAAUUAAAAUAUUAUAUGAUUUGUAAUACGUUAGCCUUUUUCAGCACCAGGUACAUUCCUCAAAUGUUCCAGUCGCUUUAAAAAGCUUAAAUGUGCCAUUAUAUAUAUAGCAUACUGUAAACACUUUGGUAGUUUCAACCAGUGUAACAUACGAUUUAUGAAGGGAAGAAAAGGCUGUAUAUGCUCAAUUCUGUAAAACUUAUUUUUCCUUCUAGCAUUAUACUUUGAGGUUUAGCAAAGUGAGAUAACAAUGGACUUGUUUACUUUCACUCAAGGCAAGAGAACAAGGACUGUUGUUGUUCCCAGCACUGCAGCCACACUCCUUUUUUACUCUUCCAGACCAGAGUGCCUGAGCCACUUGCUAAUUUACUGCUCCUGGACUGACUCGUGGCAGUCGGUUAUGAUGUUUACUUGCACUCUGGCAACAAGCUGCAUCUAGUGUGGAAAUACUGCACUGAGGUAUGAUCACAAUGGUGCCCGAAAUCCUAGACACAUGGCAUUGGAAGUAUGUGUUUGCCAUCACUUGACUCAGUAUUGUGGGCCAUCUGAAUGACGUGCACAGAGCCUGGCUUGUUCCUUCCCAUAGUGUGAAAGAAAUAUGGAUGCUACUGAGACUCUUGCUGAACUUUCAGGAAGACAGUGCCCUUCAUCCUGGAAUUUUUGCACCCUUUUCUAGGCUGUUCCUGGAUGCAUAGUGGGCUAAUGAUGACAAAUGUCACAUUUAAACAACACGUCUAGGUUAAAAGGAGUAAAGAGGCACUUCUUCAACAUCAGCCUGCUCUUGUCUUGCAACUUUUCUUCUUCUGGAGACACAUAGCGUGUUCAAAGGAAUUUCAAAAAUCAUCCCAGAAUCCCUUAAUGUGCAUAUCUUCCUAUGUGAACGUAAAAAGGAUUUCAGAGAGAGUGUAGGCUUUUGUCCUCGUUCAUUGUAUGUGUGGCAAUAUAGGGAAAAUGAGUUGUGCUUAAUUUGAUAGUGAUCUAUUGUCCUACUCCAGUCAUGUUGAGAAUCCACACAUUGUUCCUUCCUUUUAAAGCCUCACUCUUCUGUUCUCUACACAACUUUGGUUUUACAGAGAGAAAACGGGAGGCCAUGUGUCCUGAGCAAUGGCAGUGUCAGUACAGGCGUGCCAGUAUUGGCACAGGCAGGCAUUAGAGCCAGAAAUCCCACCUUACUGUGGCUGCCUGCAUGGCAAAAUCAUACUCAGAUUAAUUUGCCCAAUGUAGACUUCUGGUCAUUUCUAGGUGUGAGUGGUGGUGAAAGCCAACAACAAUAUAUGAAGGCUUCAAACAGAUCAACAGUUCUUCAACAUUUACUCAGAUGUUAUUGUGAAGUUAUUAAUGGUAUCACUGGAAAAGAUACAAGAACAGACAUUCUUACAGAAGAUCUUGAGGAAAAUUGAUAACAAUUUGGAAAGAGACAAAAAUCUGUGUGCUUGAGUGAAAAAACAAGAGCACUACAAAUUUUCUGGUUUGCCCUAAUUUACAGAUUGCACUUCACUAACUUCUUUAGAACUAAAAAAAUUAGAGAUGAUUGAUAAGGGAUUUGGAACAUGGCUUAAGAUUCUAGCUAACUGUGGAAAUUAGCAAACCAAAACGCCUUGCAAAUUGACCUUUCAAAUGCCUGUAUAGCUGAGCAGCUUUAAAUGCCUAAGGCUGAGGAAAGGGUAAUAUGAGAGAACUGUAAAAAAAUAGUUCUUAAUUUCAGUCAGUGUCAACUGCAAUAAAACUUCUUUAAAUUACCUUCAUGAUAAAUUUAAGCAGUUUUGUUACAAAAGAUGGUGGUGCAUUUUUGUUUGAAGCAUUUUAACUGUGAAAGUGUUUCCCUAGAUUAGUCCGUGAAGAUCUUUUAGUUCCCUUCAGUUUCUUUGAUCGCCUUUGACAUAUAUCAUGUUGUUGAAUAAGAGAGAAAGGAUCAAAUACCUACAACAUUCCCUGAUGUAUGUAAUUUUAACAAACAGAAGGUUUUGAAAUAAACUAAUAGGUCAAGGACAAGUC